AGAUCCUGGAGCGUCAAUCUACGUACAUUCUCGCCUGGCCAGUCAGGAAAAGUAAAGCUUAAAGAUGAUCAAAGCGGCGUUUUCCAUCCUCUUGGUCCUGGUUGCCAUGUCCUCCACCUCCGGGAAAUACAUCCCUAAAUCUGGCAAGAGGAUCCCUCAGACUCUGUCCAGAGGUUGGGGUGAUCAGCUGUUCUGGGCUCAGACGUACGAGGAGGCUCUCUACUGGGGAAGGUCAAGAAACAAGCCUCUGAUGGUCAUCUUUCACCUGGAGGACUGUCCACACAGCCAGGAACUAAAGAAGGUUUUCUCUGAGGACAACGGGAUCCAGAGAAUGCUCGAUGAGGACUUCGUUGUCCUUAAUCUGAUGUAUGAAACCACAGACAAACAUCUGUCUCCUGAUGGACAGUAUGUCCCCAGAAUCAUUUUUGUGGAUCCCGCAAUGACAGUGAGGGCCGACAUCGUGGGUCGCUACUCUAACCGCAUGUAUGCCUACGAAACAGCUGACAUCAAACUCUUGAAAGCCAACAUGGAAAAAGCAAAGAAGCUCCUGAAGUCUGAGCUGUGAGCAGGAGGACGAGACACACACAUGAUGCCAGUUACAUGCUGGCACUACCGUUAACACAUGGAAAACGAAGCACUGGGAAGGUCCUUUUCUGAUUCUUACCUUUGUUAUUAUUGCUGUACAUCCAGAAUGUCUUUUAAAUAAAUAUGGAAGUGUUCAUACAUAC
Anoplopoma fimbria (sablefish) is the source of this 728-nucleotide messenger RNA. It is a transcript of the gene agr2, whose product is annotated as anterior gradient 2. The record is from RefSeq and is a predicted model, not a curated record. Bases 65 to 565 code for a protein of 166 amino acids. The transcript is spliced from 8 exons. NCBI's taxonomy places the organism in Eukaryota, Metazoa, Chordata, Actinopteri, Perciformes, Anoplopomatidae. Gene Ontology annotation, cellular component: endoplasmic reticulum.